AUGGUGGAGAGAUUGUGUAGCCUUGGUUGUCCAGAUAACAUCGCAAAAGAUUUGUCUAUAUUGACACUUUAUAAUAUUAUUCUCAUCGUUCGUCAACCACGCAGCCCAACAACUACCGCAGCCGAUAGACUCAUAGAUGCACUUCUAGACAUAGCCAACCUCAGCCAAAUCAAGAAAAAAAACCCCGUUAGCGUUCCCCCGUGGCCAUAUAGAAGUUUUAUUCCCUGGAUAUGGGAAAUAAUUAGCUUAUUUCUUCAACCCGACAUGAUAUUUCCAUCAGCCGGGAAUUUGGGAGGUCGACAACGGGACGGUGUAGGCUAUUUAUACAUUAAUAUAACAGGCGUUGAAACCUCAAAUACCAGUCGCAACUACAGAUGCAGGUCCGAUUGGGUUGAUAUAAAGCCCGCUAGGAACCAUAUCGGCCUCCAGUUCUCCGUGUUUCACCCCAAUUUUCAACCGACAAGACAUCUGAGGAUUAUUGGAUUCUCAUGGCGAAGAUUUUACUGGGUUCGAUUGUACCAGAGUGGAGGGAACGCAGGUUGUAAAGUUGAAGUUGGAUCAAGUAUAUUGAAGUUUGAUCCUAUCACAUAUAUAUAUAUGUGA
This is a messenger RNA of Morchella importuna, 603 nucleotides long. RefSeq lists its product as uncharacterized. NCBI's taxonomy places the organism in Eukaryota, Fungi, Ascomycota, Pezizomycetes, Pezizales, Morchellaceae. The transcript has 8 exons. The record is from RefSeq and is a predicted model, not a curated record. The coding region runs from base 1 to 603 and encodes 200 amino acids.